This is a messenger RNA of Heterotrigona itama, 1030 nucleotides long. Lineage: Eukaryota; Metazoa; Arthropoda; Insecta; Hymenoptera; Apidae. The record is from the annotation of a GenBank genome assembly.
AUGAAGUGUUUCUUUAGAAAUCUUCUGAUCACAAACAAUUUACACACUUGCACUGUAUUAUUUCGAGAAGUGCCACGAAAUUUGAAAGGGAAGAAGCAUAGCUCGCAGUUAUGGCUGACGAGACAGUUGCAAGAUCCUUAUGUAGAGAAGGCUAAACAGGAAAAUUAUAGAUGUAGAAGUGCGUACAAAUUGUUAGAGAUCAACGAAAGGUUUAAAAUAUUGCAACCAGGGCAUAUUGUAAUCGAUUGCGGCGCUGCUCCUGGUAGCUGGACACAGGUUGCUAUUAAAGCGACGAAUGCAAAUGCUGUGGAAAAGGGUGAUGUUGGGAUUGUCAUCGGGAUAGACAAGCAGCCUUUGUAUCCAAUUGAAAAUGCAACAUUAUUGAGUGGCAUGGACUUCACUGCUGCAAAAUCUCAGAAUGAACUUUUAAAAAUUCUAAAUGGUAAGAAAGCUGAUGUAAUUUUGUCAGAUAUGGCGCCGAAUGCAACUGGCGUGAGAGAUUUGGAUCAUGAAAACAUAAUACAACUUGCAUACAGUGCUUUGAAAUUUGCCUUGCAAAUUACUAAAGGAAACGGAGUGUUCGUUUGUAAGUUAUGGGACGGUGGAAAGUCUCAACAAUUUGAGAAAGACUUGACAAGAUUUUACAAAUACGUAAAAUGCAUAAGGCCGGAAGCAACGAGAGAUGAAUCUACAGAGAAGUUUCUCGUGGCUCGAGGAUUCAAAGGGAUAAAAAGUACAUCCAGUAGUACAACGUAACAUGCAGUUUCUUUAACAAUUAAGUUAUGUACAAUAAAAAAUGCUUAAUGAGUAAAAUGAUGUGUAACGUAAUCGCUCAUCAUGCCUGGACAGGUUGUAAAUAAUAACAAAGCAUGAUAUUUUGUGGUACAGGACCAACAUCGAGUGAUUUUUAUAAGCUGUUCCGUUCUGCGAUCUAACAGCUCCUACACGACACGACACGACAAUGUGUAAUAUACAUCGAUUAUAUUUAGUUAUAAAUAAUACAAUAAUAUUUUUAUACAGUUACAAUUAA